Messenger RNA from Oncorhynchus gorbuscha (pink salmon), 5642 nucleotides. Its product is annotated as palmitoyltransferase ZDHHC18-B-like. Bases 1066 to 2658 code for a protein of 530 amino acids. The transcript is spliced from 10 exons. Gene Ontology annotation, biological process: peptidyl-L-cysteine S-palmitoylation; protein targeting to membrane. NCBI's taxonomy places the organism in Eukaryota, Metazoa, Chordata, Actinopteri, Salmoniformes, Salmonidae. Gene Ontology annotation, cellular component: Golgi apparatus; endoplasmic reticulum. The record is from RefSeq and is a predicted model, not a curated record. Gene Ontology annotation, molecular function: protein-cysteine S-palmitoyltransferase activity.
AAAAUGGUUGACUAACCCACUAAAGGUUUCCACGUUUGUCGUAAUUCCUUGCCAGCAAAUCAUGAACGCCGUACAACAUUUUAAUGUGUCGUAAACAUUCCAUAGUGAUCAUAACCAAAUGUUAUAUAUUAUAUUGACAAGGGACCGCUUUUACAAUAGAAAUGGAAAUACAUGUGAUGUCAGUUGGAAAAAAAGGGGCUUAUUCUCACGCGGAUAGAUUUUGGGUGGAGUAAAGCCUCUCGCUUCGCCGCUUCCUCUCGGUCAUAACGCUGGGUGAUAGAGAGAAGUGCGCCUGACCUGUACGCUUUCCUGAAUGUAAUAGACUACACGAGAUUAACAUAAAUGAGAAUUUCGAUUAUGAUGUUUAUUAGUAUAACAGACGGACUGCAAUAGGUUAGCGUCGAUUUGUAGCUACGAAAACCCCCGACGAAAGCCCUCAUCUACAUCACCACCGGGAAAUUCCAACAUCACUUUGUUUCAUCUGCCUGGCUGAAAGUGUAGGAGUUGGUGGUUUCAAAUAGGAUCAUAUUGAACCGUCCGUAUCAAACAGAACCCUGGUAUGGUAUUGAUACCUAUUUUUAUGCUGUGCAUAGGAUAUGCUUUCUACCUAGCUACUAUUCACUAACGUUAGUCUGUUCAUCACUGAUUUUUUUGGGCUAACUAGGUAGCGUUAGCCUAGCUAGAGCGUUAGCCUAGCCAGCUAAGCGGUCAUACGAAUGCAAUGGGUCACACACACUGCUGUUCUUCAGGUUGAUAUACCGAUAUGAUGGAUAAUAUCAUAGUCGAAUUGUUCUCCUCGUGGAGUGUAGAUUUUUUGGGACACUGUUUGCAUACACUGGAUACGCUUGGUGACGUUGAUUCAAUGACGACAUGCACCACUAACUUACCGGUACUGGAACAUGUUUGUAGCUGACGUUCCUGGCAACACGCUAGUCGAUGUUAUUGUUAGGUAACGUUAGUUAGCAAACAUUAGCUAGAGAAUUAGCAAGUUGCUGCCUAUGUAGAUAGCGGUGGCAAAGCACAAGACAGCUCUUCUAUUCGGGAAGCGCCAAAAUUUCGUAAAUCAUGAAACAUUGCGAAUACCAGCAAAUCGACCCGCAGGCACUUUCAACGCCAACACCGACCCUGCCGCCGCAACACGCCGUUGUUCACGAAGAGAAGAAGGGGGAAACCGCACGGAGAAAAUGGGAAGUUUUUCCCGGCAAGAAUCGCUUCUACUGUGAUGGACGGAUCAUAGUGGCUCAGCAAAGUGGUGUCCUACCACUCACCCUCGGCCUCAUUUUGGUCACCACUGUACUGUUCUUUGUUUUCGACUGCCCCUUCCUGUUGAAGCACCUGACCGUGUUCAUCCCAGCAAUUGGAGGAGUGCUGUUUGUGUUUGUAGUCAUCUCCCUCCUGCAGACCAGCUUCACUGACCCUGGCAUCCUGCCCCGGGCUACACCGGACGAGGCCGCAGACAUUGAGAAGCAGAUCGAUAACUCUGGCUCUUCCACCUACCGACCCCCUCCCCGCACCAAGGAGGUGAUGAUCAACCAGCAGGUAGUGAAGCUCAAGUACUGUUUCACCUGCAAGAUGUUCCGGCCACCGCGCACCUCCCACUGCUCCCUCUGUGACAACUGUGUGGAGCGAUUCGACCACCAUUGUCCCUGGGUGGGGAACUGUGUUGGGAAGAGGAACUAUCGUUUCUUCUACACCUUCAUCGUCUCUCUGUCCUUCCUGACAGUCUUCAUCUUUGGCUGUGUCGCCACACAUCUGGCACUGAGGGCACAAGGAGGGAGAGGCCUGAUGUUUGCUCUUCAGGAGAGUCCAGCCAGUGCUGUGGAGCUGGUGAUUUGCUUCUUUUCAGUUUGGUCCAUCUUGGGCCUCUCAGGCUUCCAUACCUAUCUGGUUGCUUCUAACCUGACAACAAAUGAAGAUAUCAAAGGCUCGUGGUCGGGGAAGAGUGGGACGGAGGACACCGGUAACCCCUACAGCUAUAACAACAUCAUUACUAACUGCUGCUCUGUACUCUGUGGACCCAUGCCUCCCAGUUUGAUUGACAGGCGAGGCUUCAUGCCAGUGGAGGAGUCGUCCCAGACAGUUGCCAUGGAGAUAGAGCUGGCCGCUAAGAAGGAGAUAAACGUGUGUCAACUGGUAUUGUGUCUCUCCGUAUUUGUGUGUAUGGCCCAUCACCACCCCCCACUAGGAGGACAGCUGUCUGGACUUUGCUCUGUCCUGUGCUGGCUGAUGAGCAAGUGCACACAGGGAACUAAAGAUCUGUUGGAGUCGGCAUCUCGCUCUCCCUGUCCCCAGACAGGGAAACCCCAGACCGUCUCUACUUCCUGUCCCGAAAGCAUCGACCCAGCUGACCCGGCGGUGACCUUUAACCCUGAUGUAACCUCUGAACCUGACCCUGUUGCGGUGCCCUCUCUGAAAUGCGGAGGCCGCCACCACAGCCACACCACCAGUCCUCCGGACGAACCCCGCCAGCUGCACCACCACCAUAACCGGCACCACAAGACGCGGUCGGCACGGAGCAGCAGCAAGCGGGCUGCUCUCCACAUCUCCAACCCGGCAUACAACGUCAGCCUCAGCCCCCCCACCUCUCCAGGCCUUGGGCCUAGUCAUGGCACAGGGGCAGAGGAGCACGUAAGGGACAGCUUUGCCACAUUGCACUGAGUCAAGCAAACUCUUCACUUCCUCUGAGUGAAAGGACCUGCGCCUUGCUGCCUUCCACAGCUCUACGCUCUGCAUGCUGUACAACAGUUUAGCCCCACUUGCCAGACUCAUGGCGCACGGCUAUAGGAAGAGACUACAGUCAAUCACACUGGAUGUGGUCAGGUGGUAGCUUUUAUAAUCUAUGUAAGUCCACAAGUCCUCUGGGAGAGGUGGGACAUGACUGAAGCAUCACCAGCACCCUCUUUACAUCCUGGACCUAUGUGGUGGUUGGGGACAAGGAUGUGUGACUGUUACUUUGGAGCUUAAGGAUGUAUUACUGAGGAUAGCUGUGGGGGGUGUGACCGUCUGGAGAAGUCAUUGCACGGUGGCCAGCUUUCACUAGCUAGGCCUAUCACAUCUACUACCAAUUUGUAUAGCCUGCUUGGGCCUUUAUUAGACUGCAAAUGAAUGGAGAGCCCUUCUAGAGAUGCAUUACAGCUUCCUAUCAGAAGAGGGCACUACCUGCAGUGAGAGUGGUACAUGUGAUGUGAACACUUAUAGGACACAUAGACAAACCUCCAAAUGUAAUUGAACUGAAUAGCCCCUUUGUUUACAGCGAAAAGCACAACAAAAGAGCUGGCAUUUUGUGGGGCAAACUUGUGUAGCUACUCAGUGAACCAUCCAUUCUUCUGCCACACUCCAGCUGAAGAGACCUAGGCAGCACUACAGGGCCUCAUACAGACUCUGUUAUUUUUUCUGGGUGGCCAAAAACUAGCCUAGCAUCCAAACUGAUGUCGCUAUGAGUGCAGCGUUCAGUCUGGCUUAAGGCUUGAUACACUGGGGAUACCUACCUACCUACUGAUUUGGGAUGGCUCAGAUUAUUAGAGUAGUUGGUUUAAGGCUUGAUACACUUUGGGGAUACAUACCUACCUACUGAUUUGGGAUGGCUCAGAUUAUUAGAGUAGUUGGCUUAAGGCUUGAUACACUUUGGGGAUACCUACCUACCUACUGAUUUGGGAUGGCUCAGAUUAUUAGAGUAGUUGGCUUAAGGCUUGAUACACUUUGGGGAUACCUACCUACCUACUGAUUUGGGAUGGCUCAGAUUAUUAGAGUAGUUGGUUUAAGGCUUGAUACACUUUGGGGAUACAUACCUACCUACUGAUUUGGGAUGGCUCAGAUUAUUAGAGUAGUUGGCUUAAGGCUUGAUACACUUUGGGGAUACCUACCUACCUACUGAUUUGGGAUGGCUCAGAUUAUUAGAGUAGUUGGCUUGAGGCCCAAAGACCUGGCUGUGUGAGUGCCAAACAACCCAAAUCCUUUUUUUAAAAUCUAAAAGCAGAACUGGAUGGAUGAGCUUGAGUUCGUAUGUGGUAGGCUAGCGUUGGUACAUAGAGCUUUCUAUAUAUCAAUGUCUCUGAACUUGAAGAGACCCCCCCCCACCCCCCCACAUCGAUAAGAGUAGAUCUCGUACUUAGCCCUCGACCCAAGGACAGUAGUAAGAGUGACUAGUAUGCACUACACGGACAUGACUGAAAUGCACUGGCAGAUGAGGACGUCUUGAAAAUCCUAACUGCUGUUUUAUGGUUCAAAACCAACCAUUCAUUCAACAGUAACGACCCAAGACGCCCCUAGAGCAUACCUCAGAAAUGCUUCACCUCACACAGGAAUGUGUUCUUACUAAAGCAGUGUUUCCCAUGAUUCAUAUACACCUCUAUAAUACUGCUAUGUACCUGAGACAUGUUAGCAGUAUCUUGCGUCGCAUGUGGUUGCCUCAUGCCAUGUCCAAAUACUCCUUCCUCCUUGAGUCGCUUGCACUAUUAGUCCAGACAGGAUCCCCAGCACUAAUUGCUAUUCCAUAAUCCACAUAUUAGAUGUGCGAAUCUGAUCCCUUCCUUGAUUUUGAGCAGUGAUACUAGACCAAAAUUAGCCUCUUGUUCAUUUGAACCUUUUUGUUCUUUGUGCGGUUUGACAAAUCUAAUAAGGUACUGUGUGAUAUGAGAAGGCCCACUGAACCAGGGCAUCUGAAUAGGAAGAAUUCAGUGAGAUUCUCAAUCUGAAACCAGUCUUUGUGUUACAGGCUUAGUUAUUUGAUAUACAAGAUAACUGUGAAAGUUCACGUUGAUUGACUUCGUUACGCCUACCCCUGCAGUCAUUUGCACAGAAAACGCAAUGAACUACCACUGAGCAUGAAAUGUGAGCACACUGAGUCGUAGGGACACACAAAGAUCACUUAACACUGACAGUCCAUUUCAUACAAAUAAAAUGAUAUUCCUUAUUGUCCACUUGGACCUACGGCAUUCGCAUUCACUAGAGCAGAGAAGUGAAUUCACUGCACAUUUUGUAUUUCAAAAGUGUUUCCCUUCAUCACAACAACUUGGACAUACUGUAGCUCAGUGGUCAUCCACAAUGCAUUUCAAAUUAGAUUCUAAAGGGCAUUUCCUGUUAUUUCAGCCAAUAUUCCUCAAAAUGAAAAGCACUGACUUUAUAAUGGUCUAUUUCAUGUCAGUCAUGGAUCCAGAAUGAUUGGUCUGUUGACCUCUGUGCUUAUUUAUGUUCAACAUUGUUGAUUCUUUAUGGAAAACAAAAACAGUUGUGUGUUUUAUAACCUGAGUGAUACGCUUGUCUCCGCACAGUAACUGGAAUUGAUGCUUUCUGUCUGCGUAUUACACACAAAGGCCACCAGAUGGCGAUGGUUACAACUAAAUGGAGAUUUUCACAUCAUGUUCACACACUUUCAAAAGAGCUCUCUUCCCAGAAAUAAUCCAAUGUUUGUUCAGUAAAGUAGUUACAUAAACAAAGGCUCUCAGGCAAUAUGUUUAUCUUUUUGUGUUUGUUUUUAUUUACUGACAAAAAUGGCCCAAACAUGUGGACGAGUCUCCCUUUAGAUGUUUAUAGUAUAACAGGGUUUUGUCAUUAUUAAGCAAUUCAAACAGAUGGCCAGUGCUUAUAUUGUCCGUAAAAAAUAAAUACAUCUAAUGUAGGCCAACUGAAUCGUGGGGAAUAUU